Messenger RNA from Adineta ricciae, 1509 nucleotides. The record is from the annotation of a GenBank genome assembly. NCBI's taxonomy places the organism in Eukaryota, Metazoa, Rotifera, Eurotatoria, Adinetida, Adinetidae.
AUGCUUUCGGACAGCAUCAAACAAGUCAAAAACGACGUGAUGGAUUUACAUAUGGCGUUAACUGAUGCAUCGAAAGCUAUCGUUGAAGAACGUACGAAGCAAGAGCAGAAAUGUGAAAUUUGGCGUUCGAAAAGACUCGCUACUAUCGAACGUGAAUAUGGCCAUAACAUGAGAUUGAUCAAAAGUCGACAAUUAGUACUCGAAGAAGUUGAAGGUGAAUUAAAUCAACGAUUGAAAGUUGAAGUACAACAACCAUUGGAAGAGAUGUCUUCGAAGCCGAAUGUUAAUCCUGAAUUACUCGGUGUAAUUCAAUCAACCCUUGACACGAUUAAAACCAACAGUAAAUCGUUCACGUGGAAAAAGGAUCAUACGAAUACAGAUGAGAGUGCAACGAAAAAACCAAAGAAAGUCAAACUUGAUGCAGCCGCCAUCGGAUCAGCAGAAAAGGUUAGAAAAUGGAAGCCAAGUCAUAAAUCAAUUAGUUUAUUUCGUGAUAUUGGUCCAAUGAGUGAGGCAAAAAUCAACGAACAUUUUCAGACGCAGAAGGCAAGUGAAAACUCAAUGAAACAGUAUGGCCUUGUUGUAAUGGUAAAUGCAUAUCUUCAAACAUGGCAUUCGAUAAAAGUAGAAAAGGGCAAAUACAAAGAAUUAAUUUUAAGACGACAUAUAUCGACUAUUAAAAAACAUGUUGUUGGAAGAGAAUGUAAACGAAAAGUUUUAGUUGCCAUGCAGUUCUUUUUUGAAACGCUCACACGAAUGACCGCGUUAGAGAAAACGGAGAUGAUGACAAUGUUAUUGGAGUGGUUUCUUCGACAUCAGUGUAUUUCACUACCAGAAGUAAUUGAUUGGUAUCAAAAGGAGACUUUCGUUGACCAUAUGAUUGGAAGAGUCGUUCACAAAAACUGGACGGAAUCGUUUCUCAGUCAACACGGAUAUCGAACUGAACCUUUAGGAACACUAACACGAACAAACUCAGUCACAUCAACGAAUAGUUCGGAAGAAACGAGUGAAUUGAUUUCUGAACUUCCUGAAUAUGUUCGUAUUCGUAAACCGUACAGAAAGUUAGUUAACCUAUUCAAAGAUACAUCGAAUGUAAAUGAUCCUGCCAUCUAUGAAUAUGUUCGGAAAAUUUGCGAGAAGAAUAUGACUCAACGGGUAAUUAUGGUUGUUCGAAGUUAUUUGAAAGCUUGGAACGAAUCAUUACCAGAAGAAAAAGCAAACUUAUUGUCGAGUAAAAUCUCGGCUAUUCUUCAUUACCAAUCAGAUCGGAAUUUUCAAAGGCAAAUUCUAUUUGCUAUCGAAGUCUUUCUCUCAGAAUGUAAAAAGAAUUAUGCUUGGCGAAUGCAAACCGUAUCUAUGUUAUUCCAGUUCUUUCUUGAUCAACAGUGUAUCGAUAAGGAAUCAAUUGUGAAAUGGUAUGAAGACGGACACAUAUAUAAUGAUGUUUAUUAUGAACAAACAAAAACCUUUGCUCGAUCAUUUGUUGAACGAUUGACCGCGUUGAAUUAA